AUAAAUGUUUGUCCGCAUCUCACCAACUCUCUCGUAGAUUAUUCUGUAUUAGAAAGCUGGUGCGAUGGGACUCUACGGCAGUAUGUUUUUGAUCAGAAGCUUUUUUUUCGUGCCGUGGAUGUUUGAUGCUCAGUAACUUCCAGGUAUUCUAGAAUUUUGAAGAACCAAUGGCUUACAAGCGCCAAAAACUUAUAGCUGGUAACCUAAGUGGGCCGGAUAUUAUGCCCUUUGACGUAGUACCUUCAUCAGUUGUUGAGAUUGCUCCUAUUCUUCGUGCUGCAGACGAAUUUGACUCAGAAAAUCCAAGCGUUGCCUACCUAUGUCGGUUCUAUGCCUUUGAGAAAGCUCACAUGCUAGAUCCAUCAUCAAGUGGUGUUGGUGUUUGUCUAUUCAAGACUGCCUUAAUUCGUCGCCUAGAAAAGCUUCCAUGGGCAGCUGGACCAGAGUUUUUGUCUUUAUACGCUGAUAAAGUUGAAUCGAGCAACCCAAGGGCUGCCUACCUUUGUCGAGUGUAUGCCCUCCAGAGAGCUCACAAACGAGAUCCACUACCAAAUGGUGGUGGUAGUGUUCAUCAAUUCAAAACUGCCCUAAUUCAUGGCCUCAAAAAGCAAGACGCAGAAGCAACAGGAAGACAAAGAAACAGUGAUGCUAAUGGAAUGCAGGCCUUUUAUUGGCAUUAUUAUGAAAACUACAUUAAAAGAUUGCAAAAUGCUGACAAUGUUGAUCGUACCCGUCUCACAAAAGCUUAUCAAACUGAGGCUGUUCUGUUUGAGGUUUUGAGGGCUGUCUGUCUGGAGCAAUCCGUUGAGUUGGAAGUUGAGAUAUUGAAUGCACAUACACUGGUUGCAGACAUGUAUACUCGUAGUAUACUUUCACUCGACCCUGAUAGUUCAAAUCAAGACCUGGUAAAACGUUUAAAGGUUAGCUCCAGAAAUCAUGUCAUGUCCAGGAUGAAUCAGCCAAACAAACCCAAAAUCCCCCUCGAGGCCCUAAAGAGUUGUACCCAAGACUUCAAUGAAAGAAAUGUCAUUGGGAGAGGUGGAUAUGGAAGGGUCUACAAGGGAAUCCUCUCUUGGGCUGAUCAUGAUAACCAGAUAGUUGCUGUAAAACGUCUAGAUGUCUCCGGAUUACAAGGGUUUUGUGAUGAUAACAAGGAGAUGAUUCUUGUAUAUGAGUAUGCAAGACAUGGAAGCCUCGACACAUAUUUACGUGACACUUCUAUGGCGGUUGGACUAUCAUGGCUACAAAUCCUGAAAAUAUGCAUUGAUGUUGCUUCUGCAUUGGACUAUCUUCACAAUCACAUAGCAGAAAAACACCGAAUAAUACAUCGUGAUAUCAAAAGCGCCAAUAUUUUGUUGGUAGAGAAUUGGAAUGCAAAACUUGCUGAUUUUGGGUUGUCUAGGAUAGGUCUAGCAAAUCAACAGAACACGUUUGUGAUCACUAACCUUGCCGGCACACAUGGCUAUUGUGAUCCACAAUAUGAAAAAACAGGUUUCUUAACGAAAGAGUCAGAUGUCUUUUCCUUUGGUGUAGUUUUGUUUGAGGUUUUGUGUGGAAGGCUGGCGUGUGUUUCAUGUUACCAUGAUGAGCGGCGAUUCCUCCAUCAUUUGGCCCGGACAUGCUACGAAAAUGGAGAGCUAGGCAAUAUUAUUGAUCAGAGAAUAAGCAAAGAUAUUAAACCACAAGCGUUGUUCAAGUUUUCAGCCAUUGCAUAUCAAUGCUUGCAAGAAACUCGUGAAGACCGACCUACAAUUUCUCAGGUUGUGUUGCAGCUCAAGGAGGCCAAGAAAAUUCAAUUGCAAGAUGAGAUCUCUCCAAGAUGAACCGGAAGAUGAGAUCCUCCCAUAUGAAUUAGAAGAUUAGAUCCUCCUAGGAACUAAACAAGGGAUACUUGAAAGCUUAAAAUCCAAAGGUUGCAUAAAGAAACAAUGAGACAACCAUUCUUUAUGAUGAGUUGGACAUUGGAGUACGAAGUAAAAAGAAAUGAUAAGAUUAAAAUUGUUUCUUUACAAAUUUAACAUACGAUUUAUUAAUUUUUUUAUUAGUUUAAAGAAAUGAUAAGAUUAACAAUUGUUUCUUUACAUAUUUAACAUAGACUUAUUAACUCUUUUUUUAUUAGUUUGUUUAUAUGCUAAAAGAAAUCUCAGCUUUAGCGGUAACAAAUUGUUGUUGUUGCCGCUAAUGCCUUUUUACCCCAAUCUAUAUGGCUGAGAAAAACCUUAUCUGUUAAUUAGAUUUGUCAAUCCAAUGGCUGACAUUUCGUCUUGUACACCAUCAUUUGCGGUGAUAUCAAUAGUGGCGACCUUGUCACCCCUAAUACCCGAAAAAUAAAU
This is a messenger RNA of Lactuca saligna, 2333 nucleotides long. The record is from the annotation of a GenBank genome assembly. NCBI's taxonomy places the organism in Eukaryota, Viridiplantae, Streptophyta, Magnoliopsida, Asterales, Asteraceae.